Plectropomus leopardus (leopard coralgrouper) is the source of this 3530-nucleotide messenger RNA. RefSeq names its product vacuolar protein sorting-associated protein 4A. The record is from RefSeq and is a predicted model, not a curated record. Gene Ontology annotation, biological process: endosomal transport; vacuole organization. Lineage: Eukaryota; Metazoa; Chordata; Actinopteri; Perciformes; Serranidae. Gene Ontology annotation, molecular function: ATP binding; ATP hydrolysis activity.
GUGGCAGUUUUUGUUGAGUCGAAGCAGAGCUGUAAUAUCAGCUACCUAGCUAACGUAUUAGCUACUGUUUUGUCAUGUCAAGAACAACCCGUCCCCUCACAACACAGGGACGUUAACGAGCUGAUUUCUUCACAUAUCCGCCUUUGGGUUGGAUCAGAGGAUAGAAAUUUGGGAGGAGAGCGCAAAACUGAGAUGAAAUGACAACGUCAACAUUGCAGAAAGCGAUUGAUCUUGUGACCAAAGCCACAGAGGAAGACAAGGCAAAGAAUUAUGAGGAGGCCUUGCGACUGUACCAGCAUGCUGUGGAAUAUUUCCUCCACGCCAUCAAAUAUGAAGCCCACAGCGACAAGGCAAAGGAGAGUAUACGAGCAAAGUGCAUGCAGUACCUGGACAGAGCGGAGAAACUUAAAGACUAUCUGAAAAAUAAAGACAAACAGGGCAAGAAGCCUGUCAAGGAGGCACAAAGCAAUGACAAGAGUGAUAGUGACAGCGAGGGUGAAAAUCCAGAGAAGAAGAAACUACAGGAGCAACUUAUGGGUGCCAUUGUGAUGGAGAAGCCCAAUGUGAGGUGGAACGAUGUGGCCGGACUGGAGGGAGCUAAGGAAGCUCUGAAGGAAGCUGUCAUUCUGCCCAUCAAAUUCCCUCACCUCUUUACAGGAAAGCGGACUCCGUGGAGAGGCAUCCUGCUGUUUGGUCCUCCAGGGACGGGGAAGUCGUACCUGGCGAAGGCGGUGGCCACCGAGGCCAAUAACUCCACCUUCUUCUCUGUCUCCUCCUCAGACCUUAUGUCCAAGUGGCUGGGAGAGAGUGAGAAGCUGGUGAAGAACUUAUUUGACCUGGCUCGCCAGCACAAACCUUCAAUCAUCUUCAUCGAUGAGGUGGACUCGCUGUGCGGCUCCAGGAAUGAGAACGAGAGUGAGGCUGCUCGCCGCAUCAAGACAGAGUUCUUGGUCCAGAUGCAGGGUGUGGGAAACAACAACGAUGGUAUUUUGGUGCUGGGAGCCACCAACAUCCCUUGGGUGCUAGACGCUGCCAUCCGCAGAAGAUUUGAGAAACGUAUCUACAUCCCUCUGCCGGAGGAGCCAGCUCGGGCCCAGAUGUUUCGACUUCAUCUGGGCAACACGCCACACAGCCUAAGCGAGGCCGACUUGCGACAGCUCGCCCACAAGACAGACGGUUACUCUGGCGCAGACAUCAGCAUCAUAGUCAGAGACGCUCUCAUGCAGCCCGUUAGGAAGGUCCAGUCUGCCACCCACUUCAAAAAGGUUCGCGGUCCAUCCCGAAGCAACAACCAGGUGAUGGUGGAUGACCUGUUGACUCCUUGUUCCCCUGGCGACCCUGCAGCCAUAGAGAUGACUUGGAUGGAUGUGCCUAGUGAUAAGCUAUUGGAGCCCAUAGUCUGCAUGUCGGACAUGCUGCGCUCUCUGUCCACCACCCGUCCCACAGUCAACACUGAAGAUCUCCUGAAGGUCAAGAAGUUCACAGAGGACUUUGGGAUGGAGGGCUGAGAGACAGAGCCCUGCCUCACCUCUACCCGGUCCACGAGAAGGGUCAAACUGCUCCCAACAACACUCAUCAACCCUCCUAAACUGCUGUAUCAUCCCGUAGCUUUCAUCUCUCAGCUGAGCGCUUGGUUCACUGCCUCUCAUGGAUUUCAAAAUAAGAGACUGGUCCUUUCGAACAAAAGAAAGGGCAAGAAAUCUUGUAUUUCUUACUUUUAAUCAUUAAGGCCAGAAUUUUUUGAAUCCUUGGAGGAAGUUGACUAAAUGCUACAAUAGAAAAUCUUAGUGUGAUUUGGUAGUUGGACAAUAGCGCCCAUGUCCUUUUCCCCAUUUCAGACGAUGUUCCGUUACAAAGCAGCCGCUACAGUGUAUUCACUACAAGAACUUCUCAUCUAAUCUGCAUUUACGCAAGGAAAGCUGCAUUUGAAUCUAAAUGCGUUAAGUUUGUCCCUCUCUGAGCCGAUUUUAUCUGACUGAAGGACUGUACAUUUUGUUGCCAUCGUGCACUUUGCUUUGGGUUGCAAUGAAGGACAGUGACAUUUGAAGAAGAAACAAAAGAAGAUAGUACUCCUGCCAGGCAUGCGAGUGUGUGAAUGCAUCCAAGUGUUUUUAUGAGACUUGUGUGUCUUAAUGUAUAUGUCUAUAUGUUUGGAGCCCUGUUAUUUUGUUAUUUGAUGAAGAGUUAAUUGAUCAUCACUGCCUGUGUGUCCCUCUACAGCUCUUUGUUUAUGUCUGCAGCAGUCCGAGCAAGGCAUUCAUGGUCAAUAUUUACGACAAGAGAUGUGCUUGACUGAGAGCCAAACACCACAUUUUCCCUAUCUCAUCGUAAGGUUCAUUUAGUAGCUUUUCUGGAGCUUUUGGUCGUAUCACAUGAUCUUCCUUAGCAGAUAUUCACUUUUGGUGGUAUUAUAAAUGGUCAGUUUUUAUUUUCUCAUCCAUGUUGGCUUAAAACUUUGAGGGUUGAAAGGUCAUACUCGACAUUGGAAACAACAUUUAGCAGCUGUUCUGGAGCUUUCGAUAUAUCACAUGAUCUUCAUCACCACAGUUCUUGAGUCAGCAAUAAUGAGAAGUCCAUGAAAUGCUCAGAAGAAAUUCUUGGCAAACUCCAUCUGCUGAUAAAAGUUAGAUUGUUUUCUGAAUUACAGUUUCCAAAAUCAACGAUACACUUUGAUCCUCAGCUCCAGUUGCUCUGUUUAAAUCAGCUAGUUUCUGCACUGCAUUUCCCAGAAUACACUGGCCUGACUGUGAUUCAUACUGCGAUAGUUUUCCUCUUGGAUCUUCCAUUGUGGAAGUUACUUUGUAGUCUGUUCAGCAGCGAUACAUGAGUGCCCAACUUGAAGAAUCUUCUUCCUCUCGUUAAAAAGAAUCAAUCAAGCACAUCUCUUAAAAUCUGAACACUUUUAUUUUGUCUCGUUUGCCCAGCUGCAAAUUGUUCAACAGUGUUAAAAAAAUAUUGAUACUUUGUUAAUCACAUCUGACAUGUAACUUGACUGACGAUAAUAGAGAUACAGUUUACACUUGAAGUUAUUUAUUUUGUUGUUGUUUUAUGAUGGCGCUCUAGUGAAAGUCCUGGGUUGUUUUUUUUUUUUCUUUUGGGAGGCUAAAACACACCGAGUUCUACUCUGAGGUCAACACCACCAUCUUGUUUCAUUACUGUCUGUUCGGGGCUGACAAUAAGGAAAGCGAGCCCUGCUGGCUAUCAAGAAGCAGCACCACACUGUUUGUCAGUUUUAAAUUAUCUUUUAAAAUCUGCUAUUGGAUGUUUGUUCUGUAACAACUCUGACCUCUCACUAUCAAACCAGAACCACAGGCUUGUCUGCUAACUCAGUGAUGGGACUUCUUGUGAUAGCUCAGUGCUAGUAUCGCUGUGUGUUUGUGGAGGUACAUACUGAAUCAGUGGGAGGUCAGUUAUUAACGUCCCUGUACGGGGACUUAACCUGCCGCUGGCCAUGUAACCAUUACUACUAAUUUAACCUGCAUUAAUAAAAACUGACAUUUCAAAUGAAAAUAAAAGACAGUUGAUCUUUU